AUGGCUAACACUCAAGUCCUCCGCCUCCGCCGCACGGAUGCCGAUAGCGAAUUCGUUCUUGUCCAUGUGGCACGACAUGGCUCCAAACCGCUAGACCUCAAGCUGGUCGCUUCGGAAGGGGAGCAUGUCUAUCCGGUCAAGCUCAAGGAUUCCAGCGUCAAGACACUACAGGCCAAUAACUACGGUGGCGAUCUGGACCAAUGGAAGGCCACUCUUCGUUUUGCUCUGCUUCGUGAAAGGCCAGACAAUGGCGUACCGGAGAUGUUGCAAGGGAUAGAGACAGUGUGUUCACUCGAGCGCGACACCUUGAUAAUCACGAUUCGAAAGAACAUAGGCGGUAUUCAUCAGCGGCUCGGCACUAUUGUUUUGUCGCAGAACGAUGAGGAAGAGAUUAAUCCAUAUGACUGGGCUGCCAUCUCGACUGCGAAGGUCGACGAACUGCUGCAAAAUGCGAACGAGAUGCAGAUCUCUGCUAAGAAGCACGAAGAUGACGUGGCGAAGUUGACCAAACAGUUGGAAGAUCUGGUGCACGCAAAAAAGGAUCACGAGUCUGAGAUUCUCAAGAAAUGUGCAGCACUACUGAACGCAAAGAAGCUCAAGAUCCGAGACCAACAGCGAUUACUAUCAGGCGCAAAGAUUGAUAUCAACGAUGCGGAGCUAGUCAGUACUGCACGUCGGAGAGACGAAGGCGGGAAGGGCAGAACAGCAGCAUUAUCUCGAGGUUCUAAGCGGAAAGCGAAUGGUCAUGCCGAGUCAGUGCCUGAGGGCCACAACCAAGCCGAGACUGACGACGAUGAUGCCGAAGAGCCCGACGCCGAGCUCGAGCAAGAUCAAGAGACGCCUGAUCCGACGGACGACGAAGCAGAGGAAGAAUAUAUGCCGAGCAGCUCCAAGACUACGCCGCCGUCAAGUACGAGAGCAACAGGGAAGGCUUCCGAUAAUGCCAAGCGAUCUCUGAAGGGCAAUGUGAAGGGUGGAGACAGUGCCGGACAGGAGGACUCCAGUCUACCGCCGCAGCGCGAAUUGCCCUUCACAAAGAAGGCAGGCGUGUCGAACAAUGCACAGAACAAAUCAAUUGCUGCACGGCCGGGAUCCAGACCUACGCAGGACGAUGAGACGGAUGAUGAGGAGUUAUAA
Molecule: messenger RNA, 1137 nt
Organism: Recurvomyces mirabilis
Lineage: Eukaryota; Fungi; Ascomycota; Dothideomycetes; Mycosphaerellales; Teratosphaeriaceae
Exons: 1
Coding region: 1-1137 (378 amino acids)
Source: RefSeq, a predicted model, not a curated record